AUGCCGAUGCCUACAAUCCUAAUGAGAGUAGUAUGGCGCACGUCGCACCACCAAAAUAUUUUCGGAUGGGCGUAUAUUAACGAGGCCGAAACCCAACAACAAAGAAGACUGAUGAGAUGGCGGUGUUUACCAACGGAGACAAACAAUGCAAUACCCCAAGCAGCGGUCCACAAGGACACCCCGGUAUCCGGCCAGGCUUUGUCUUCCGCUCAUAGCCACAGCUGCCAAUCUCCUUAUCGUCCACUUUCACCCUAG
Messenger RNA from Nezara viridula (southern green stink bug), 255 nucleotides. NCBI's taxonomy places the organism in Eukaryota, Metazoa, Arthropoda, Insecta, Hemiptera, Pentatomidae. The record is from the annotation of a GenBank genome assembly.